CCCGGGCGGGCGAGGCGCGGCGCGGCGGCGGAGUUUGAGGGGAAGAUGUCGGGCGGCGAGGCCCGCGACGCCAAGAAGCUGGUGCGCUCGCCCAGCGGGCUGCGCAUGGUGCCCGAGCACCGCUCCGCACGCAGCCCCUUCGGCUUGGACGAGCCGCCCUGGGUGCCUGACAAGGAGUGCUCAAGAUGCAUGCAGUGUGACACAAAAUUUGACUUCAUAACUAGAAAGCAUCACUGCCGAAGAUGUGGGAAGUGUUUCUGUGACAAGUGCUGCAGUAAAAAAGUGCCUCUGCCUCGCAUGUGCUUCGUGGACCCCGUGCGCCAGUGUGCUGAAUGUGCCCUCGUCUCCCAGAAAGAAGCAGAGUUUUAUGACAAACAGCUUAAAGUGCUGAUGAAUGGUGCUACGUUCUUUGUAACUCUGGGAACAUCGGAUAAGUCUGAGCUCAUGGUUUGUCGACUUUCCAACAAUCAGAGGUAUCUGGUUUUGGAUGGAGACAGCCACUAUGAGAUCGAAAUCAUCCAGAUUUCAACUGUUCAGAUACUUACAGAGGGAUUGACUCCUGGAGGAGGCAACAGUCGUGCCAUAGGAAUGGUUCUGCAGUACAAGGCACCGGGGUCAGAGGAGCUAACGCAGAUGAAGUUCACAGCCGGCGAGGAGUUCAGCUGUAACAAGAAGCUCUCAGCAAGCUGGCUGGCAGCUAUGCAUAAGGCGUCCAAACUUCUGUAUGAGUCUCGGGACCAGUGAGAAGAGCAAACUGUUGGCCAGCUGGGGGCAGAGAGCACUCCCCACAGCCCCAGCCCCAGCCCCAGCCCUGCCUACCCCCUGCUGCUAACCCAGCAGCCCCUGCCGCCUUCCUUUCUCAUUCCAGUGUGGUUCAUGAUGUCAGAACUGGCAACUGCAAUGUGAGUAUGUUUUCUGAACCAUGAGUAUUGACUAUAGUGUGCAAUAUGUAUACAAUUAAUGCUUUAAACAGCCUCACCUUUUAAGACUUUGUAUAUUUUGUUAAGCCUUUAUUGGCACUUAAUAGGAAAGUGACCUGCACUACAGCUAAUGUACAGCACAACUUUUAUAGUGACAAUUACACAGACACUGUUUGCUCCGAAAAGCAAACAAAUGCAUCUGUCUCUUCUGCAGAGAAUAGCUUUUGGGUAUAGAUCUCAGGUUCUUCCCUCUAUCCAAAUGUUUCAAAUCAAUGUACAGUAAAACCUGCCUUAGGAUUUUAUAGCAAUCACUUGGGUUUUGUAAAACAUUUCAUUAUAAACUGUUUCACCAAGUGGGACUGGGAUGGACACGACCUCGGACUGGAACCUCUGGAGGAAAGAAGCUUCCAGAAUAAGGUUUAGUUUUGUAUUUUCUUUUUGGUAACCAGCUUUUGUUAAUCUGCCUGUACUGCUGUCUGAAAUUGUACACAAUUUAAUGUACAAACCUGAAUAAAUUAAUUCACUUAUUUAAAAAAAGAGGUGAUAAUGUCAUCAUCUAGAACUUCUGUAAUGGUGGGGACUGAGGCCUCUGCUGUGAGCUCUGAAACUGCAUCACAGAGUCUCAAGGGCUGGAAGGGACCUGGAGAGCUCAUCCAGUGCAACCCCCCUGCCAGAGCAGGAGCACCUAGAGCAGGGCACACAGGAACUCAUCCAGGUGGGUUUGAACGUCUCCAGAGAAGGAGACUCCACAGCCCAUCUGGGCAGCCCCUGCCAGUGCUCCCUCACCUCAACACUGAAGUUUUUCCUUGUGUUGCUUUGAACCUCUGCUGUUCCAGCUUGUCUCCGUUGCCCCUUGUGCUGUCAGUGGAACUUUUGACUUUAUAACAGCACCCUCCUUUGAGUUCUAGGUAUUGGUAAUUGAUUCAACUGUUGGGAUGCAGCCUCUGGCCAGAGGUGCUGUGCAAGGGUCUUUCUGCCUGCUGUCCUCCUAUGCUGGGUAACACCUGGGUAAGCAAGCAGACAGGGCUCAGUGGUCAGCUUGGGGGGUGAAGGACCCCUGAGAGCUUGUCUAGACAAGUGUUACAUUUGUCACAGAUACUGGUGUAAAGGGUUGCAAAAUGGUUUGGCAAGUCAUUUUCUGUGCAGCUGGUGAACGAAUGAGGAAGCUUGAGUGGAAAGACAGAACACAGCAGGCUCAAAUGAAUCACCCUCCUCUGCAGCAGAUGACUGAAGGCACAUCAGCUGGGGCUACCUCUAUGAAAACAGUGGUGACUACAGCCAUGCCUUAGCAGUACUUUAUUGUGCACAUGUACAUGUUCUCUGACUCCGUGGAUCAUAGGCUCUGAAAUCAUCACAGUCAUGGAGCAAAUUCUUCAACAAUAAUACCCUUCCAACUUUUCACCACGAUAUAUACAGUUAAUGCUAACCUGUGGUAAAAGCAAGUUACAGCACUGCAGAAAUGAAGAGAGAAAUUAUACACAGAACUUGUACAGGAAGAAUUGAUCAAGUUGCAUACUGGUAGAUGGGAGAUAAUGACAAGAAAUGUGGGCUAAAACUCGGAAAGGGCAAUUCAAAAUAUACUUUUGGU
Colius striatus (speckled mousebird) is the source of this 2508-nucleotide messenger RNA. It is a transcript of the gene ZFYVE21, whose product is annotated as zinc finger FYVE-type containing 21. The transcript is spliced from 7 exons. The record is from RefSeq and is a predicted model, not a curated record. Lineage: Eukaryota; Metazoa; Chordata; Aves; Coliiformes; Coliidae. Gene Ontology annotation, molecular function: metal ion binding. Bases 46 to 744 code for a protein of 232 amino acids.